ACUUUCGCGCGAGCACCGUCAUUUGACGUCAAAAAUUGACCAAUGUACUGUGACACAACGUCUACACACGUCUUUACAACAAUGCAUUUUAACAGUACAACGUUUGUAAACGUUGACUGGCCUUACUUUACUCCUAUAGCUACGUCAUUGCGUCACAACAUGGCUCAAUUUGAAAUCCCUAGCGCCACGCAAAGUCGAUAUUUUUUUAUUUUCUCUAGGGCUCACUCACACAUAUGCAAGUGUUCCCACGCACACAUACAACGUCAAUGGACGCCGCCCGCUCCUAUCCGCGCGAUACAUUUAGUUCGCCUGCGCACGCGAAAAGGGUAACGCGCGUGCGGUUAUGCAGCGGCUGAGAUUUUAUAUUCGCAACGGCGGUUCUGUGUCAAAAUGGAUAAGAAAAAACACAAGAUAUUUAUGAAGGUGUUUGAAUCAUCUUCGUCACGGGAGUCAUCAGCAGACCCAUAUGAGGACGAUGGAGAGUUUGGGUCUGAUAAGGACUACGAUCCAGUCGAUGAGCAACAUAACAGUAGCGACAGUUCCGUAAGUGUUUUUGCUGAAACUUCACGUAAUAAAAAUAAUACGUCAAAACCACAAAAUGUUUCAAAAGUUCAAGAAGAUUCUGUCACAAGUGAGUCAGAUGAUUCAGACAAUUAUGAAGAGGUCUCCUCAAGUUCUGAGAGUAUUUUCGAAAUUCGUAAACGUAAAAAUUCCUCUCGUAAAUCAGUACGGUCUCGCUCUCGGGCGAGAAAACAACAUUUACAACUACCGAGACGCAAUUCAAGCGUAGAUACGGAUACUGCUGAUACGAUCUCAAUAGAUUCGAUCCAUAAUUACAUAUUGGAUACACUUGAGACAUCGUCACUUCCCGAUCCCGUGGCAAUGGAGAAUAUUCAUGCCUCACCGCAACCCGAUCUUGAAAUAGAGGGUAACGCCGUCCAGCUGGUCCAGCACGCUACGCUGUCUCCUAAUCGUCUGGAAAUGGAGGACAACUUACGAUCGCACGCUUCGCCGCCUCCUGUAGCGAUAGACGGUAAUGUAUCCCCACCAGCGAUACCACCUCCUGACCCCGUGGAGCUGGAGAGAGACCCAUCCCCGCACGAAUUACAACCUCCUGAUUUAGUUGAGAUGGAGGGCAACCCGUCACAACAUGCUCCACCCUCUCCCGAUCGCCCGAACGCCGCACCACCUCAAGUUCUCGAGCAAAUAGAGGGCAAUCCGCCGCCGAACGGCUCACCACCUCCCGAUCCCGAGGAAAUAGAGCGGCGUCUAUCGUCGACCCUCUCAUCGCCUCCCGGUCCCGAGGAGAUAGAGUUCAACCCGUCCUCUAUCGCAUCGCUUCCUCUUAUUCUUGAAGGAAUAAACGGUAAUAUGUCUUCUCAUGGCCCACCAACUCCUGAGCGCGUGCAGAUAGAAGAAAACCCAACUCCGCUACCUAAUGUCACGGGCAACGAAGGCAACUUACCAGGCACAUCAACGCUUCCUGAUUCCAGGGGAGUAAGGAGUGACCCAUCGCCUGAUGCACCUUCUACUUCUCCGUUAUCAACUCAUGUCCCUCGCAACCGUACUCGAAGUAACCCUUCAACAAGUAGACGAGGUCCAAGGUGCAGAACUCCUCCUAGAGACGAUGUUUGGGAAAGUACAACUGCAGAAAUACCUACUUUUGAUUUCGACACUAUUUCUGCAGGAGUUCAAUUUGAUUUAGGACCAAAUGCUACAGUUAAAGACGUUUUUGAUAAAUUAUUUCCUACGCACAUUGUUGACUUCAUAGUAGCAAGAACAAACGAAUAUGGAAGAGCUCUCUGCGCUACAAACAGGCCUACAACUAGAAACUCGCGUCGUUAUAGAUAUAAAGACACCGACCGCAAAGAAAUACAGGAAUUUUUGGGGUUAUGUCUUCUUAUGGGACAUAUUAAUGUCCCUAAAAAACGAAAACUUUUCACCUACAGCGAUCCCCUAUACUAUCAUCCGAUUUUUGGGUAUAUCAUGUCUGGGCGCAGAUUCGAACAAAUAUUGCGAUGCCUGUGUGUAUCCGAGUUAAACGCACCAGGAAAAGAAAAAAUUGUAAGGUUCAUAGAUGCCAUUACUAAGAAUUUCCGUGAUUGUUACAAGCCUACUAAAGAACUCUCUUUGGAUGAAUCGUUACUUUUGUUUCGCGGGCGUUUAUCAUUUCGGCAGUAUAUCAAGUCUAAGAAGGCGCGUUAUGGGAUAAAGUUCUACGAGUUGACUACUUCUGAUGGUUUCGUCCUCAAUAUUUCAAUGUAUGCAGGAAAUGAUGAAGAAGUAGAAAAAGGGAAAAAGACUGAAAAAAUUGUCAUGCGACUGAUGGACCCGUAUUUAUUGAAAGGGCAUCAUUUGUAUAUGGAUAAUUACUAUAAUUCUGUGACGUUAUCGCAAAAGCUUUUAGAUUUAGAAACCCAUACAACUGGAACUCUACGCAGCAACCGGAAAGACAACCCGAAAGAGAUUACCCAAAAGAAACUAAAGAAAAACCAACAUGUUUGGACACGUAAAAACAAUGUGUAUGUCUCUAAAUGGGUUGAUAAGAGGCCAGUACUAAUGAUAACUACUUGUAAUCAUCCCAAACUAAUAGAGGUGUCAAAUAGAUUUGGUGUGAGUCGCAUGAAGCCAGAGGAAGUGUCACAAUACAAUCAGUUUAUGUCGGGUAUUGACCGCGCAGAUCAAAUGGUAGCUUACUAUUCUUCACCAAGAAAGACCUUGAGAUGGUACAGAAAGGUAUUCUUUCACGUAUUGGAUCUUGCAGUAUGGAACAGCUUCUUCAUAUACAGAAAAUAUUGCAAAAACAACAGCAAGAAAUACGAAUUCGUGACGUACAGAGAAGAUUUGAUAAGGCAACUAAUAAACCUAACUCCAAACCUUAAACCUGAGAUGCUAAUGAAACGGAACAAGUACGAUAAUCGGUUAAAAGAAAGAACAGAAUUUGUCGCAUCUGUGAGUACUGAAAAUACAGGGAACCUUAGUCACUGGCCUGAGAAAAUUCCAGUCAGAGCUAACUCUAAGAAGACAUCCAACUACAUGAAAUGCAGAAUGUGUACUAAGAAGAAAAUAAGAAGGGAGACUUGCCUAAGGUGUAAGGGAUGUGAGGAAAAGCCAGCCCUGUGCGCUAUAUGCUUUGAAGAAUGGCACCACCAAUCCUAAUUUUACAAGCAGGUUAUAAUCAAAAUAACAUUACUGUUUCUCCUGAGACUGAUUUAUGUAACGAUUACUCAAUGAUGAUUAAUAUUUCAAGUUUUCAGGGUAUGGUUUAGAUUGAUUAAUGCUAUAAGUGCAAUUAUUUACUAAAUGACAAUAAAUUCUUUGUUGGAGGACAUACUUUAGUUUUUUGGAUAGUUAGUUAUUUUUACGGCAGAUAUAUUUCAAAAUAUAUGUCAUUGUUUUUAAAACUGAUUAGUUGCUUACAGAGUUAUCAAAACUUUAAGCACAAUUUCGAGUAAAUAAAUCAACAGGCUAUAAUUUAGACUGAUUUACGUAUAGGAAACACACUAAAAGGGUGAAAAUAAAUAUGCCAUUGUUUUAAAGACUGAUUAGUUGCUUGUAGAAUUAUAAUAAGUAAGUAUAAUUUUGAGUAAAUAAAACAACAAGAUACCUAUAAUUUAAAUUGUUUAGGAAACACACCAUAGGUGGGCAAUCAUUUUGUUGUAAUUGGAAGUACUUUAUUUGUUAUUUUUUGAUGUUUGCAAUGUGGCAAACAGUGUGCCAAAUAAUUUUAUCGGUCUUUGAUUUACUAUAAUAAAUAUUAAAGAUAACACAAGAGUAUAAAGAUGAUUAUUUCCCUUUUUUCCUACGAAUAUUUAUGUUUUUGCAGAGGGCUACAGUCGUCAAAUGUCUUCGUUAUAAAUGCCGUAUAAUAACGUUGUUGUUGAUUGUCCUUUUGAAUCAUGAAUAUGAUGGGCCGGAACGUACAUAAACGUCCAAGUCAUAAGACGUUGUAACCCUGUGCAAACAAAUACGUUAGUAACAUGUGACGGUACGUUUUUAAACGUUAACGACGUUACACGUUGGUCACACAAAUAUAAAUAUAUACAUGCUCUUAUACGACGCAACGUUUAUAAACGUUAACGUCAUACAACGUUGAGUACUUAUAUAUGAACAUACAUCGAUGGCAUAAGGCGGAACGUUUAUAGACGUUGACGUUAUUAAACGUUGGUCACUCAAGCAUAAAUUAUGUUUUCAUCAAAUGUGACAGAACGUUAAUAGACGUUGACGUGAUCAGACGUUGUUUCCUUAUUUAUAAGCAGAAAUCGGUGACAUAUGGCUGAACGUUUAUAGCCGUAGACGUCAUCGAACGUUUGUGUCACGUUUCAAAAGAUCGUUUCACAAGUUAAAAGCAGUACGUAUAUUAACGUCGGUUUAUUUUGUAUGGGAAAAUACUGUGCACUCCAAGUACUAUUGGUGAAGUGGGCUGCUCGCGCGAAAG
Cydia pomonella (codling moth) is the source of this 4438-nucleotide messenger RNA. RefSeq names its product piggyBac transposable element-derived protein 4-like. The record is from RefSeq and is a predicted model, not a curated record. Bases 391 to 3159 code for a protein of 922 amino acids. NCBI's taxonomy places the organism in Eukaryota, Metazoa, Arthropoda, Insecta, Lepidoptera, Tortricidae. The transcript has 2 exons.